CUAUAGUUGGAUCCGAAACAGCCUGCAGCAUGAAGCCGAGGAAAGCAUCGCUCAUGGCGCCGAUCGCGACCGCCCGCCGGCGCCGGUCGUCGGUCGCCCGCGCGACGCCGCUCCUGCCCGUCAACGUGCUGCACGAAGCGCUUCUCGAGCCCGAAGACAUAGCCAUUGACGCGCUCGAUACGCUCUUGAACGGCCUCAUACGCUCGAUGGAGGAAAACGCGCUGCGCAAAGCCACGCUCGCGUACACGGCGUGUGUCGCCACGAGCUGCGUCAUGGGCAUGUUAGGCAUGAUGAUGCUGCCACACACCAAGACACCGGAGUCGGUCGACGACGCAGCCGAGCACGUGGCACCGACGCCGGCGCCCAUCGACAUUUGGUCCAAGGCCACGGUGCCGUCCAAGCGCAAGCCGCUCGGGCGGUCCAAUACGCACCGCGGAACCACCGUUGGCGGCGCGUCGCCCACACGCGAGAGCCAAAAGUCGAUCUCGCCCAAGCGCAGUCCGAAUAAGACCGCGCCGCAUCAAGCAAGUCCGGCGCUGACGCUGCCCGAGACGACGACAACCUCCGACGUGGAUGUAGCGAUUGCCGUGCAGUUUGCAGCGUCGUACGUCGACGUGGUGCCCAUCACGCUCGAGGAGCUCGCGCGGCGUGAGACCAUUGAACGCAUCUUGGCUGCGGACGCCGACCGCGUCAAGCGCAUCGAGGUCGACGAGGCGCGCGCCCGCGCGACCGCAACGCUCGUGACCGAUCCGGACGAGCUCGAGAAGCAGCUGCCGCGCCCACCGGACGAACCGAUCGAGUCCGAGGUCGUGCUCGUUGAUGAAAAAGAGCUGCUUGUCGGCGAGAAUUCGCUGCUCGUAUCGCGCCGGUCCAAGAAGGAUCUGCUCCGGCGGUUGCCGCCGCCGCGCCUCGAGCCGCAGAUCGUCGUUCCUUCCGGCGACUCGGCGCGGGGGCAGAGCCCUAGUACGUCUCGCAACGCACGUGGUGCGUCGCGUGGCACAUCGCGGGCAUCGGUGCGGCCAAAGCUGACGCUCAAGCCCAAGACGCCGCUCUCGCGCCUCACGCCCUUGAACUUCUCGACGCCGGCCGACAACGCCAAGCUCUUUAUCCGCUACGAGGCGCUCAACGGCGGCCCGGUCUUUGACGAUGCGUCGAGCCCUGUCUCGCGCGGCGUCGUCAUCCGGCACAAAGGAUUCGAAAAGCGGGGAGCGGAUUGGAAGGCGAGCGACACGAGUGAUGCCUUGUCCCGGGUACGUCUUCACGAUGCGAGACGCUUUUGUGCAAGCUGCAGAGUAGACCGAGUCAGAGCCAACGCUGCGACCGUCUCGGAAAAAACGGCCGUCGCGCGCCGACCUCGUCGAGGCCAAUGUUCUCCGCGUUGCGCCGGCGACGCCACCGGUGGCAUCCAACCCCCCGGUGCUACCACAGCCCGUACACCACGUACGUACCUUGGCUUUGAGAACGAUGCAGCAGGCUUCGAUGCGCUAGCACGACGAGGUCAAGUCGCUCACGAUGCGCAUUCGAACGCCGGCGUGUCGGUCCCGCCGGUCCCGCCGCGUGGUCGACGUCAACGACCGCGACGAUGCCAUGAUCUUUGAGCCGCAAAAGGUCGUGCUGCGGCAGCUCAAGCUGCCCCACAUCCACGACCGGGAGGCGUCGUCGUCCAUCUCAGUCCAGAACAAAUCGCUGCCGCUGCCGCUCCUCGCAGGUCGGUCGGGGACACCGCCGCAAGGACGGUGACGGCACUCGAUGGUUGGUAUUAUUUAAGCCGGAAGAAAGCCUUCACUAGACA
Saprolegnia diclina VS20 is the source of this 1792-nucleotide messenger RNA. RefSeq lists its product as hypothetical. The transcript has 4 exons. The coding region runs from base 30 to 1598 and encodes 522 amino acids. The record is from RefSeq and is a predicted model, not a curated record. NCBI's taxonomy places the organism in Eukaryota, Oomycota, Saprolegniomycetes, Saprolegniales, Saprolegniaceae.